Ylistrum balloti is the source of this 1254-nucleotide messenger RNA. Its product is annotated as neuropeptide Y receptor type 1-like. Gene Ontology annotation, cellular component: membrane. Gene Ontology annotation, biological process: G protein-coupled receptor signaling pathway. Gene Ontology annotation, molecular function: neuropeptide Y receptor activity. The transcript has a single exon. Lineage: Eukaryota; Metazoa; Mollusca; Bivalvia; Pectinida; Pectinidae. Bases 1 to 1254 code for a protein of 417 amino acids. The record is from RefSeq and is a predicted model, not a curated record.
AUGACCCACAGCCGUUCGACUGCGCAUGCGUUGGAUAGGUUGCCACUUCCUGAUGACGAAAUGCUUUACGCUUCCAAUUUUUCCGUCUCAGACUUUUGGCGAAUUCGAUCUCAAAUAGAGUUCUCGAACAACUGGUUCGGAUCCGCGAGUGUCUGUAUUCUCGUUCUCGGAUUCUGUCUUAUCACUUUGUUUGGGACUUUCGGAAAUGCUGCAAUGUGCUAUAUCAUUAUCAAAAAGAAAAAUCUCAAAUCGUGUCGAAAUUGGUACAUUAUGAAUCUAUCUCUUUCGGACAUUCUCACGUCCGUGCUAUGUAUUCCCUUCACUGUGGUACGGCUGAUUAUGAAGCACUGGCCACUUGGUGAAAUCGUGUGUAAAGUUGUGCCUAGUUUACAGACGAUUUACGUCUUCGUAUCCACCUUCACUAUAGUACUGAUAGCAGUGGACAGAUAUAGAGCCAUAGUGCAGUGCGCAAAUGCCAGUCGUGAUCGAACACGCCUAAUGUAUAUAUUCCCGAUGGUGUGGAUGGUUUCAUUCGCUUUGGCACUUCCGAUGUUCAUUUUUCAUGAGGUCGAAGAUGUAUAUAUUACUAAAGGAAUAUUUUUGUUCUCAUCUUGCUUAGAGAACUGGGACUCGGACAUCGCCAGAAAAAGUUAUGCCUCUGUCGUUUUAGGAAUACACUUUAUAUUUCCAAUGAUCGUCAUUGUCUCUUUGCAUAUCCUCAUUUGUAAAUUUAUACGAACUCAUAUAGAAUCGAAACCAUCAUAUUCUCGAGAACUUCACCGAAGUAGACGCAAUCUAUUACGACAGAGGAAAAAUAUAAUCCUUUUGACAUCCAUUGCAGUAUCUUUUGCUAUCACAUGGCUUCCGCUUACACUCACAAAUCUCUUGGCAGAUCUCAACUACCAACUCUUUACUGGGAUUAAUUUUAACUGGUUAAAAGCUAUCUGUCAUUUACUAGCUAUGAGCUCGGUAUGUAUCAAUCCUAUAAUCUAUGGUUGGUUCAACUCAAACUUCAGACGGGAAAUUAAAGCCAUGAUGUGUCGAAAGCGACGUGAAAAGGAUAACGACAACUUGUUAAUGGGCUUGACGGGACCUAAGUCCUCGCGAUGUCGAGAUAGGAUUGAACUUGGAGUGUAUGGCUUCAUGCCUACAAGAACAGACAUUCGAACAAUGGAAAUCCGGACGGCCGAAGUACGUCCUGCUGAAACGCCUCACGAGGAAAACUUAACUCCGUUUCCAGCAGUCUCGAGAUGA